CCUCCCUCCUGCCACAGGUUCCUGUGGAGCGACUACACGGUGGAGGUUCGGCUCAACGACUACCUGGACAUCAUCUGCCCCCACUACGAGGAGGGCAGCGUGGACCCCCGGGUCAUGGAGCGCUACACCCUGUACCUGGUGGAGCUCGAGGAGUUCCAGGCCUGCAAACCCAGCUCCAAGGAGCAGAUCCGCUGGGAAUGCAACAAGCCCAGCGCCCUGCACGGCCCCGAGAAGUUCUCGGAGAAGUUCCAGCGCUUCACGCCCUUCACACUGGGCAAGGAGUUCAGGGAGGGGCACAGCUACUACUACAUCUCCAAGCCCAUCCACCACCACGGUGAGGCCUGCCUGAAGCUGAAGGUGACGGUCACCGGCAAAGGCACUCCAGCACCGCCUGUCCCGGCCUCGACACAGAAGGGGAGGAUCCAGGCAGGUGGGUUGGGGGCU
Molecule: messenger RNA, 444 nt
Organism: Neopelma chrysocephalum (saffron-crested tyrant-manakin)
Lineage: Eukaryota; Metazoa; Chordata; Aves; Passeriformes; Pipridae
Gene: EFNA1
Product: ephrin A1
Exons: 3
Biological process (GO): ephrin receptor signaling pathway; axon guidance
Cellular component (GO): plasma membrane
Molecular function (GO): ephrin receptor binding
Source: RefSeq, a predicted model, not a curated record